This is a messenger RNA of Uloborus diversus, 2522 nucleotides long. Its product is annotated as elongation of very long chain fatty acids protein 4-like. Lineage: Eukaryota; Metazoa; Arthropoda; Arachnida; Araneae; Uloboridae. Bases 241 to 1083 code for a protein of 280 amino acids. Gene Ontology annotation, molecular function: fatty acid elongase activity. The record is from RefSeq and is a predicted model, not a curated record. The transcript is spliced from 10 exons. Gene Ontology annotation, biological process: fatty acid elongation, saturated fatty acid; fatty acid elongation, monounsaturated fatty acid; fatty acid elongation, polyunsaturated fatty acid. Gene Ontology annotation, cellular component: endoplasmic reticulum membrane.
GAACUUUUCUAAAAAAUGUGCCUUGUGGAGUAUAAUUUUAAAACAUUUAGCAACAUUGAACACACUGAAAAUUGUUUUAAACAUUCAUUGCAUGAUAAAUACUCUGCUGGUUUGUGUUGAAUCAUCGAAAAUCUUCCUACUGUCUUCCCACAUUAAUGAAAUGAAAAUUACAAAGUGGAAAGUUUUAAUAUAGAACCAAUUCAAGUCGUCUGCUGAUAUUAAUGAAAUUUAUGUCCUAAAAUGAGUAGUAUCAUGGAGUUUAUUAGUCAUCAUUCAAAUCUACUUCUCAAGGAGUUCUUAAGAUUGUACCGAAACUAUGAAUGGACUCUCAGUUUUUCAGAUAAACGUGUUGCUGAUUGGCCACUAAUGAAAUCUCCUAUACCAACGGUGGCUUUAAUAAUUUUCUACCUUAACACUGUUUACUUUGGACCAAUUAUUAUGAAAAAUCGAAAGCCUUUGCAGAUGCGUUGGGUGCUUCUCUUUUACAACCUAUUUAUGAUGCUUCUCAAUUUAUAUAUUGGUGUGGAGUUGCUUGUUUGUGCUCUCCGUCGUAGCUAUAAUUGGUCAUGUCAACUUGUUGACUUUUCAGAAAACCCACAUGAAGUUCGGAUUGCUAAAGCAUUGUGGUGGUACUAUUUUUCAAAGUUUCUAGAAUUUUUUGAUACUUGGUUUUUUAUUUUACGGAAGAAAAACAACCAACUUUCCUUUCUCCACAUAUAUCACCAUUCCACGAUGUUUGGUCUUUGGUGGAUUGGCGUAAAGUGGGUUCCUGGUGGAUCAUCCCUUCCUGGAGCUAUGGCCAACUCUUUCGUCCAUGUAUUAAUGUAUUCUUAUUAUGCAUUAAGUGCUAUUGGUCCAGCAUUGCAACCCUACUUAUGGUGGAAAAAAUAUCUUACAAUAGUGCAAUUGAUACAAUUUGUAUCUGCAAUGGUGAUGGGAAUCAAAGCAAUAAUUUACAAUUGCCAGUUUACUAGAUGGAUGCAAUAUGCUCUUGUAGCCUAUUCCUUUUCUUUCAUUGUAUUGUUUGGAAACUUUUAUAGAAAUUCAUAUUCCAAGAAAAAUAUCCAGAAAAAGCUAAAUUAAAUACAGAAAUCCUUGAAAUAGUUAUUUCUGCUUGGUGGAAUAGCUGUGAUCUCUUCAAAACUGAAACUCACAAGCUUUGAAUUUAUGAAACUCCAGAGACAUGUCAGCAUGUACAUAUGCAAUGGGAAGAAUUCUUCAAAUGAAUAAGUGAAACACUUUUAGGUUUUAUUAUUAUUGAAAAUUAUAUUUGCCAAAGCACUUGCCUUGUGAGAGAAGCCCACUGAGACAUAAAAUGCUUUUGAUUAUCAACAAUGUGAUAUAAUUUCAUGCUGUGUGCAAUAUAUGUGUUAAAAUUUUUAUACAUUCCAUAUUACUUAUUAUGCUUUUGCAUUUAUUAAUGAUAAAUUUCUGCUAAAUUUUUAUGGAAUUUCUAAAAUUAAAUAUUCUGGAUAGUUUUGCAUCAAAGUGAAUCAAAUUUAUUUAUUUGUAAUUUAUUUAUUAUUUAUUUUCCCUCUUCUUUAUUUAUUAUUUAACCCCCCCCCCCUUUAAAAAAAAUAAAGAAAGAUUAUUAUUUGAAAAAUAUUAGGUACAUAAAAGGUGAAUUGCUGACAAAAUAUCAUUAUUGUGAUAAAUUCAUGUCUAUUUUAACUUCUCGGUAUGUAAAGCUCCUUGAACUGUAUGUUGAAAACAACGUCAAGAAAAAAAAUGUGAUGUAAAACUCGUGGCAAGUCAUUGUGAUUUUUUUUUCAGUUUAUAAUUAAUUUUGUGAAAUGGAUUUUUAAAAAAAUGAUCAUUCUUCUAUAUUGCAUGUAUGUUUACAUAUUAUUCAUUCUCUAACUUGCAAUAAAAACAAUUGUGUUUUAUAAUUUAUGUUUUUAAGUAUUAACUGAAUAACAUUCCUUGAUGUUCUACUCCAUCAUUUGCAAAACUAAUAAUAUUAUUACUUAAAAUUAAUUUUUAUUCUACUUGUCAAAAGUCAAAAUUUAAGUUUAUGACAAAAAUAUAUGUUAUAUAUGUUGGUGUGAAAACCAAACUUGUGUGUGUGGGGAAUAUCAACUUUCACCAGUGAUUCACCAGAAAUAUUAGGGUCUUUUCGCAAUAUCUUCCGAAGGUGGAUGUUUAUAUUCGCCAGCUUAUGUUGACAUAUAUACCAGAUUUCAGGAUUUUGCAGUAACAUAUGUAAUAUACAUUUACCUGAUUAAAUAUUAAAAGUAUGUUGUUCUGCAAUGACUUUACUAAAUUGCAUUCCAUCUAACUUAUUGUUUUUGCUGUGGUUCUACUUUUUCCAAAUUAAUUUUUCUUUUAUUAAAUCGAUGCAUUGUUUGUUUACCGAUUCACUUUAAAUAACCUAUUUUGCUUUAAGUAUGUUUGUAUGUAAGCAUUUUGAAAUAAGGGGUGAAUUAUUUUUAAUUACAAACUGCACCUUUGACCUGCCUAAAAACACUUUUUUAACUCUAAAUUUAAAAACUAUUGCAACUAACUUUUCACUAAAAUUUACU